CCUAACACAAGAGUACGAAGUGAUGCUCCAAGCCGUCUUCAAAGACCAAUCAGAGAGUGAUGCGGUGUUUGUGGUGGAGACGACACUUGCCAGGACAACAACGGUUGCCACUACAACGCCAGUGGUGCGUCAUGCGGUGAGAGGCCUGCAGGUCCAGGAGGAGACCACCUACAGCCUGGAGGUGUCAUGGCAGCUGGAGGAUCCUAAGGUGGACCAGUACAGAGUCACCUACGUCAGCCUCACAGGAGACCGCAACGAGGAGUCA
Molecule: messenger RNA, 265 nt
Organism: Oncorhynchus kisutch (coho salmon)
Lineage: Eukaryota; Metazoa; Chordata; Actinopteri; Salmoniformes; Salmonidae
Product: collagen alpha-1(XIV) chain-like
Exons: 3
Molecular function (GO): protein binding
Source: RefSeq, a predicted model, not a curated record